Molecule: messenger RNA, 795 nt
Organism: Penicillium pulvis
Lineage: Eukaryota; Fungi; Ascomycota; Eurotiomycetes; Eurotiales; Aspergillaceae
Product: vacuolar protein sorting family 37 protein
Exons: 2
Coding region: 1-795 (264 amino acids)
Biological process (GO): protein targeting to vacuole; ubiquitin-dependent protein catabolic process via the multivesicular body sorting pathway; protein targeting to membrane
Cellular component (GO): ESCRT I complex
Source: RefSeq, a predicted model, not a curated record
AUGUCUCAACCAGCGUCGCCUUUCCCUACGCAAUCCUCCUAUUAUUCAACUCCGACAAUGUCACACACCACUAUGAAUGCCGACACACCUCCCCCUCCACCCCCAAAACCCAGCAGCCACGAGGCAAGCCGAGGAGGCACCCCCCAGAACAUGUCCUCCCUACCAACUCCUCAACAGCCAACCUCCGGCUACCCGUCCGAGUAUCAGACCACAGGAACCCAACAGUCAUCAUAUUCUCAACAAAGCCCGCUCCCCGCGCCACCAACAAUUGAAGAGGGCUGGCUCCCUGACGUAGUCAAGGACAAGUCAACCCUCGAUCUUCAAUCCAUCCUUAAAGACCCAAGCCUCAUAUCGGCGCUCUCAAGCCACCAUCCCUCCCACACAGCGCGCCAACAAAACCUCGAGUCCCUCCUCCAAGUAAAUAAGGAGCUCGCAACGCGCGUCCUUGAGUUGCAAAAUCACGUCGCAGAGCUUCGCGCUUCCGCAGAGACCAUGCUCCUUCAACACCAGUCACUCGAAGUCUCCUGGCGCAAAAAGCAAACGGAGAUGGACGCCGCAUUGGCACCGUGGUCGCCCAAGGCACUAUAUCAAAGGUUGAGUGCCGCGAUCGCGGAGCAAGAGGCGGUCUGUCAGGCUGUAGAGGAGAGUUUCUUGGACGAGGAUCACCACGGUCGUGCUACAGAGAAGGAGAUUGCCGAUUGGGUGCGCCGAGUGAGGGCCGAAGCGUCGAAAUUGGCUUCCAGGAAAGAGGCCAAGGCGCGGUGGGAUGAGGGGAGAGUUGGGGGUUGGCGUUGA